GUCAAACACGGAGUCGCAGAAGCGUUUGAUUGUCAACUGGUCGGUGUCACCAUGGAGGGUCUCGUGGUUUUGCGUCGUGUUGCCUACUCUGUGUUUUUAUUCGCUCUUUCGCUGCACCUGGCCAGUGCCUUGGCCCUCUACAACAACCUUCGACCUUGUCCGGUUUUGAGACCGGCUAAGAUCGUCGACUUGGAUGAGUUGCUGGGCAAAUGGCACUUGGCGUACCUGAUCCUGGAUGCUGCAAGCGAGGAGUAUGUAGAGAACUCGUUGUGCGUUCGGGGUGAAUUGCAGCGGCUCAAUGAGACAAGCUUGCGGCAGGUCUGGAACGUGGACAUGCCAGGGAUGAUGGGUGAACACAGCGCCGUGCUCGACCUACCCACGCGCAUAGUCAAGCCUGCAGUUUGGACGGUCCUCACCCCACUUGGAGGUGAGGUCAAGGCAACUGUUGUGGACACGGACCCCAAAUCAUACAUGGUCGUCAGUCACUGCGGUAUGCAUCACGGAACACUGGUGCAUCUCUGGACUGGCAUUGUAACGCGUGCAAAAAAGCUCGGGCCAAUGGAGCAACUGCAACUAACCUCACUCCUCAUUCAGCAUGGUUUCAAUCCUACAGUCAACAAAAUCAUAACGUGGAAUGACUGCUGAUCGCAAUAAAUACACAUACUUAUUGCAAAGA
This is a messenger RNA of Bemisia tabaci, 676 nucleotides long. RefSeq lists its product as uncharacterized. The record is from RefSeq and is a predicted model, not a curated record. NCBI's taxonomy places the organism in Eukaryota, Metazoa, Arthropoda, Insecta, Hemiptera, Aleyrodidae.